Coffea eugenioides is the source of this 913-nucleotide messenger RNA. RefSeq lists its product as uncharacterized. The annotation marks the transcript as partial. The record is from RefSeq and is a predicted model, not a curated record. The transcript is spliced from 2 exons. Gene Ontology annotation, molecular function: zinc ion binding; nucleic acid binding. Lineage: Eukaryota; Viridiplantae; Streptophyta; Magnoliopsida; Gentianales; Rubiaceae.
AUGACAGACAUACUAGAGCGAUUGGUACCCCAACAAGGUCAGGGAACUGGACAACUGAACCAACUUGGAAACCAAGAAAUAGGGGAGGAUAGGGCUUUAGAGAGAUUUCAAAAGUUUUCCCCUCCUAAAUUUUCUGGGGGUCCUGACCCCGAUAUAGCUGAAAAUUGGUUGGAGAAUAUAAGGAAUAUAUUUGAUGCACUAGAUUAUUCCGAGGAGAGAGAAGUAAACUUUGCUGUGUUCCAACUUGAAGGACCGGCUCGAGCAUGGUUUGCCCCAGAAUUGGUAAUUACAGAGCGAAAGAGAAUAAGGCGGUUUAUUCAGGGCCUCAAUCUAGAAAUUCAAGAUGGCCUCGCAGCGGCUCAAAUCGAAACGUUUAGUGAUGCCCUUGAGAAAGCCCAAAGGGUUCAGAUUUCAAAAGCCAAAUUGAGAGUUUUUCAAGAACGAAAAAGAGAUGCACCUAGUAGUAGUCACCCUGAGGCAUCUAGAAACACUGUACCACCACCCAAAGUUGGAAAAGGAGCUGGUGGGGUGAGACUACCACUUCCAUCUUCUUCUCAGAUGCAGCAAUUAGAAGGAACUCCGUCACAAGGAACUCAGAUUAAAAGGGGUCAAUCAAGGACGACGCCACAGGGAAGUCAAGCCAUGAAUUUUCAACCGAUCUGUGGAUACUGUGGAAAAGGAAAUCACACUGAAAAUAACUGCUGGGUGAAGGAGAGAAAGUGUUUGCGUUGUGGGAGUGCAGACCAUCAGGUUAGCAACUGCCCAAGAAAGCAACCACGAGAGAAUAAUCAUCGACAAGGAUAUGGAACUACUUCUGAACGAACUACUAAAGGAGGGAACCGACCACAAGUGCCAACUGGAACAUAUGCCUCUAUUGGUCGACAGACUCUGGGGUCGACCGAGGUAGUUGAAG